AUGGCACUAAGGAAAGAUACUUGUAACAACGUUGAUCCAAAAGAUUUGUCCAAAGAUGCUCAAGGUCAUCGAUAUGAAUUAGGUUCAUCGGUACAAGCUUUUACUGAACAAGAAAAGAACUUGAAUAAUAAUAAGAAGCAACAAAAGAAGAAAAAACGCCGUGGCAAUCGAAAACAACAACAUCAACGGCGAAGACUACGCCUUCAACAACAAAAACAGUAUAAUAUUACUGAUCAGCAUAUGGGUCAACGUGUUUUAACUGUGAUAGAUGAUACUGACGAUGAUCCACAAGAAGAUGAACAACAACAACAACAGAUUCAAGUAUGUUAA
This is a messenger RNA of Rotaria sp. Silwood1, 330 nucleotides long. NCBI's taxonomy places the organism in Eukaryota, Metazoa, Rotifera, Eurotatoria, Philodinida, Philodinidae. The record is from the annotation of a GenBank genome assembly.